GACGCCGACUGAGGGAAGCUCUUUCACCGAGGCGUUUUUGCCGGUGUUUGUUGGGUGCUGUAACAUCUCAUGUCUCCCACUGUCCUUUAACCAAAAAUGUAUUACAAAUUCAGCGGCUUUACUCAGAGACUAACGGGGUCUAGUCCUACCACCGCAUACAGUCCCCAGGGUCUGAGACCUGGUGUUCCCUCCGAAGCCCCAACCAUGGUGUUUGCUUCUCCCACUAAGCUUGUGUCAGAGGCAGGAGCCACGGUGGAGUACCUCGGAGGAAACAAGGUGCCAGACUUCCAGAGACUCUUCCAGACUUCUGAUGGGAUCCCUGUUCAUUUGAAACGUGGGAUUCCUGAUAGGCUCCUGUACCGCACCACCAUGGCCCUCACUGUAGGGGGCGCUCUGUACUGUCUCAUGGCCCUCUACAUCGCUGCCCAACCCAGCAACAAGUAACCAUUCCCAGCCUUGAACCAGGCCGGCCAAGGCUGUCACCUCUUCCUCCCCCGCCUUCUCUGUGUGGCAGCCGCCAUCACUCCGUCAAACCCUCCCACUCAGUCACACUAUCGGAUAGCCAAGUACAAUGAUAACAAAUUUCAUUUACAGCUCCAAUCCAUACCUGUAAAUUAGUUUUAUUUGUAAAAUAUAUAUUUAUAUGUGUGCCAAUAAAUGUGAACC
Molecule: messenger RNA, 666 nt
Organism: Hypomesus transpacificus
Lineage: Eukaryota; Metazoa; Chordata; Actinopteri; Osmeriformes; Osmeridae
Gene: cox7a2l
Product: cytochrome c oxidase subunit 7A-related protein, mitochondrial
Exons: 3
Coding region: 97-444 (115 amino acids)
Biological process (GO): mitochondrial respirasome assembly; regulation of oxidative phosphorylation; mitochondrial electron transport, cytochrome c to oxygen
Source: RefSeq, a predicted model, not a curated record